ACACAAUUCCUUGGUCUUCUGCGUCUACUGUGGUUACUGCACCUGUGGAGCGUUUUGCAUCAGGAAAGGCAGAAAGAUGCCAGUGUAUAUCCGGAAGCAUCCCCUGGAGAUUCCUCCACCAUCUGAAAAGGACUGGUUAAAGGACGACGAGGAAAAUUUCUUCCUGCAGGAUCCCGAUCAAAUGCUUGAUGUGUUGCCUCAGCCCUUCCGGAUGAUCAACAAACUGGUGAUGCUCGUUUUUGAGAAUGCUAUGGAAAUCAUUGAAAGAAGAGAGACACUCCAAGAAGCACAAAAAGUGAGGAUCCAGGCCACAAAAUGCUUUCCCACAGCUGAAUUCCAGGUGACAGGAAGAGCCAACUGCCUUGCAGUCUCUGGAAAAUACCUCUUUGUUGGGCUGUCUGUGGGUCUGGCUGUCUUCAAGGUGUCUGACUGUAAACAAGCCUGUGCUUGGGAUGCAGCCAAGACAGAGGUUUGUGCCAUCCAUGCCUCGGACUUAGGGAAUGAGCACCAUGCCCUGCUUGCUGUGGAUGAAAUGGGGCUUGUCUGGCUCUUCUGCUUUCACAAGGACAGCUUCUUAUUCAUUAAAAACUUAAAUGAAAUGGAGGACAUCAGCAAGCGAAGUACUUGUGUGGAGGUGGUGCUUUCCCAGGGAGGUGAUUACGCAGGAGUUCUGCUGCAAGGCAGCACAGAAGCUUGGCUGGAGAUCUACCAGUUGCCUAAGGAUUCCUGGCUGAAGGAGAGAGAAAAUAGCCCAGGAGCUGCAGCAGAGUUGGCUUUCAGGGAGAGGAAGUCAAGUCAGACAUCUAUGAAAAGUCUGGAGCUGUAUGGAGAGCGUUCUGCAGAGAUGGAGUCUGUGUCUGCAAACAAAGCUGAUGCAAAGCUGGCUCUCCCAGUGUUGCUGCUGAAAGUCAAGCCACCGAAACCUAUUACAGGAAGUAUUUUUAAAAGCCCUUUGGAUGCCUUGAUGAAAGUGGAUGAUGGCGGCAUAUUUGGCUUGGGGUACAAUCACCUGAUCAAGGAUUCCCAGUGGGAGCAGCAGGAGGCAAUCUUCCACAGCACUUAUCAGGAGUAUCUGGAGGCCGAGACUGAGAGCAAGGAUGAGAUCCCCAGACAUGCUACCUUUCAUUUUCUCCUGCCUAGCCGGAUCCUACAGGUGGGACCUGAAGUAAAACUACAGCCAGCUGUUCCAGCUGGCAUCAGUGUGCACUGGGAUGGAAGUCACAAUCUCUGCUUGUAUUCGCUUAACCGUCCACUCAAGGAGAAAGUGGAUGCUGAUCUGAAGCCUGAUGUUGUGUGGCCUUGUGCAGCUCCAAUUGCGAGCUCAGCUGUCAGUUCCUGCUCCAGGUACCUGGCAUUGGCGUGUGAAGAUGCAACAAUAACUAUUUGGGAUAAACACCUAGGAUACCCACUGACUGUGACCGCCCUUCUAAAGGAACAUGUCAUCCGUAGCAUGCACUUUCUGCAGAGUGCUGCAGCUGCCAGUGACCAGACACCUUACCCUGGUACAGAUCCUGCCUGUCCCACUGUGCAGCUUCUAGUGCUGUGUACAGAUGGGUCUCUCUACUUGGUGGCAGCACCCAGGGCCGGGAAGUCCAGCAUCACGCUCCUGGCAGACAGGCCUGAGGAUCCAAAACUCGCCAUCAGCACAGUGGCACCUUUCUUGGCCUUCCCCAGCGCAGCCCUGAUCUUCUCCUGGGAUGGCACAGUGUCCCUGAUGGACACUGCCACAUCACGCAUUGUUUGCUACUUCAAUACUCCACCGUCUCAUGCUGUAGCAUCCCCCUGGCAACCGGUGUUCACUGUGGAUACUGCAGAUCAGUGCCUGAUCCUUCGAGGAGAUAAGCAACAGCAGGCAAGUGUGUUGGCACAGAGGAGAGCAAGUCACAGCUCAAUCUUCUUUUUUAACUUCAACUCCUACCCGCUGAAGGAGGCUUUCCCAAGGGAACCGGCUUUGCCUCUUAGAUCCUUGCAGGACCUGCCAUGGAUUGAGAGAUGUAAUGUUUUCUUACGUGAUUGGCAGCAGAGCCUACUGGGAAUCAAGGAGCAGAUGCCUGAGUGCUGGAGCCGUCUACAGGCACAUGCAGCUGCCAUGGACAAGGAGCGAGAGGAGAAAGUGAGGGAACAGCAGAAGCCAUAGUCAGCCUUACAUCCUGAGGGCUAGACUAUCACAGUCUAGCCCUUUGUCUAGGGCUAUCACAGUCCUGCAGACCAGUGGCCCAGGACCGGCAUUUAAACACCGGCUCUGUGCAAGUCCUGCUGUUUUCCAGCCUGCAGCAACUUGUCAUCUGGAUUAGCUCCCUGCCUGCUACUCACACUUGCUGCUCUGCAAGGAGGAUCUGUGCCCUACUUUUCUUACCUAGCCGUCAGCCUGUUCCAGCAGGGAUCAGCUCUUCCUCAUCAGAGACAAACAACAUAUGGGAUAAUCUUGAGGUAGGAAAGGCCUCUCGCCAAAGUGGCAGGCCCAGCACUUAUGUGGUUAGGUUAAGUUAAGGAUUUGCUCUGUUUUUUUGAGUCUUCCCAAAGACCGGGAGCGUCAGCGCAGUACAGCGUGUUACAAUGCCCCUCGUUAAUAAAGC
This is a messenger RNA of Struthio camelus australis, 2576 nucleotides long. The record is from RefSeq and is a predicted model, not a curated record. NCBI's taxonomy places the organism in Eukaryota, Metazoa, Chordata, Aves, Struthioniformes, Struthionidae.